Anguilla anguilla (European eel) is the source of this 3457-nucleotide messenger RNA. RefSeq names its product PDZ and LIM domain 7 (gene pdlim7). The record is from RefSeq and is a predicted model, not a curated record. NCBI's taxonomy places the organism in Eukaryota, Metazoa, Chordata, Actinopteri, Anguilliformes, Anguillidae. The transcript is spliced from 13 exons. Gene Ontology annotation, molecular function: muscle alpha-actinin binding; actin binding. Gene Ontology annotation, cellular component: adherens junction; Z disc; filamentous actin. Bases 120 to 1559 code for a protein of 479 amino acids. Gene Ontology annotation, biological process: heart development; actin cytoskeleton organization; muscle structure development.
AAAAGAGGGCGAGUUCACGGCUGCUCUGUGAUACAGUUGGAUAGACGCGCAAGGAAAACUUAAUUCAUAGUGAGCAGACUCUUUCAUUUUUUAUUUUUUGAAGGAAAAAACUCGCCACGAUGUCUACCGAGCAGAAGGAAGGACAGGAGAAAAUGAGCACUUACUCCGUCACCCUGAACGGGCCGGCGCCCUGGGGCUUCCGGCUGCAGGGAGGCAAGGACUUCAGCAUGCCCCUCACCGUGUCCCGGCUGACUCCGGGGGGAAAGGCGGUGCAGGCGGGUGUGGGCGUUGGCGACUUCGUGGUUUCCAUCUGCGACUCCAACGCUGAGGACAUGACCCACGUGGAGGCACAGAACAAGAUCCGAGCAGCCACAGACUCCCUGUCCCUCAUUCUGACCAGGUACGCCCCUCACCUGUCACUCACUCACCAGCUGGAGACUCCUGACAAGUAUGGUCUCCGGGCCGACCCCCCCGCCACCUUCAUCCCUAACGACCGCAGCAAGAAGAGGCUGAUCGAGGACACGCAGGACUGGCACCCCCGCACCGGCACCACCCAGUCGCGCUCCUUCCGCAUUCUGGCCCAGCUCACUGGCACUGAUUUCAUGCAGGACCCAGAUGAUGAGAACAUGAAGCGGGCCAGGGAUAAGUUCCUGACUGAGAUUCAGAGCCCCCGCUAUGCCAGGCUGCGGGACUGGCACCACGACCGCUCCGCCCGGUCCCUCAACGUCAAAUCCUGGCUGAAGACCAGUCCUGUCUCGGUCCAGUCUGGUCCCGUCAUGCCCCCUGUGGACAAGCCCGGCGGAACUCCAGCCAAACCUGCCGCCAAAACUCCGACCCCCGUGUCCGCCCCCUCCUGCCGCCCCCCCUGGGUGACGGACCCCAACUUCGCGGACCGGUACCGGCCGGACAAGACGAGCACGGUGCUGACCCAGCACAGCCAGCCGGCCCAGCCCACGCCCAUGCAGAGCCGCAGCUCCAUCAUGCAGGCCGCCCAGCAGGGGGCGCCAGAGACCGGCCGCACGCCCGUCUGCGCCGCCUGCAGCAAGAUCAUCAGGGGCCGCUACCUGGUGGCGCUGGGCCGUUCCUGGCACCCCGAGGAGUUCACCUGCUCGCAGUGCAAGGUGGUGCUGGAGGUGGGCGGCUUCUUCGAGGAACGGGGCUCCAUCUUCUGCACCAAGUGCUACGACAGCCGCUACGCCCCCAACUGCGCCAAAUGCCGGCGGGUAAUCACCGGGGAGAUCAUGCACGCUCUAAAGAUGACCUACCACGUCCAGUGCUUCCUGUGUGCGGCCUGUAAGGUGCCCAUCAGAAACCAGGCCUUCUACAUGGAGGAGGGCGAGCCCUACUGUGAGAGAGACUACGAGAAGAUGUUCGGCACUAAAUGUCACGGCUGUGACUUCAAGAUUGAUGCGGGCGACCGUUUCCUCGAAGCGCUGGGCUACAGCUGGCACGACUCCUGCUUCGUCUGCGCGGUCUGCCAGAUGAACCUAGAAGGGAAGACCUUUUACUCCAAGAAGGACAAACCUUUGUGCAAGGGCCACGCCUUCACUCCCCUGUGAGGGUCGGGAGAGGGGGGGUGGGCGUGAGGGCGGAAAGGAGGGGGAGGGAUCGCCAAAACAGACCUAAACCGCCACCCCCGACCACUGCCAGAACCCACGCCCCCUUCACCCCCUUGAGCCCCCGCCCGACGUCCUCCUCCGGCCCCUGUCCGCGGUCUCUGUGACUUCCUGUUUCCUGUUUACCGCCAGCAUCCCUGACCCACGCGGACUGAGAGCGUGCAGAUUCCGCUCUGCGCCAGACUGCUUGGUUUCCCGCAGGUGAUGCUGACUGAUGAUUACGAUGAUGAAGGUGUUAGGACCGUUUCGCUGGGCUCUGUUGCUCACCUGCUUCUCGCAGCAGGGGGGGAGAUUUAAAUCCUUUGCUCUAUGCAUCACCCAUGUCACUAAUUUCUCACACAGACACACACACCCUGCCGUGUCAGUUGGGGCGCGAGUGUGACUGUGUAAUGCUUGCUCUUCUGCAGUACCUUUUCAGCAGGGGACCUGGAUGCCCUGAUUUCCCAUAACGUUUUCCUUUUAGAAAAGCCCGGAAUGACAUUCCUCCCCGGUCGGGGGUGAGAAUGUAUAAAACGUCUGCCCUCUCAGACAAAAACAUUUUAAAACGGAAAAGCUAUCGAUUAGCACUUUAGGAAGCAGCCGGUCAUAAAGUGCAAAAAAAAAAUAAGCCCUUUUCAAAACGUAAUCUUUUCCAAACUGCGACCAGUCAUCUUGGUCAAAUCCCGGCUCGGCUUGUGAGUGUGUGGCCAAGAUUGGUGCUGCUGUAAUGGGGGACCUUUUGAGGGGAGGGUGCUUUCUGUGCGGUGGACAGGAGGCUGUGAGGUUCAUUUAAUGGAGGCUUAUUAAAACCUACCUUUCAACUGCUGCACUGUUUGUCUCACCAGUAAAGGUGAGAUGGUGUGCCCAUUUAAAGAAAAAGUCCAAAAAUCACUGCAAUCACGGAUAAUUCCCUUCUGAUUCGGUUCGAUCUGGGCCAGCUUCUACCUUUGAGAUAUAUCAUUAUAAAUAAAAUGAGUGGAAGUUAAGACCCAUCUUAAGACGAGUUGAGACCUAUCAUGUCAUCCACUCUGUUACAGUUGGCAUAAGUUGAUGCCACAGUGUUCAAUGAUGCCAAGUAAAAAUGAAAUCGUAGGAGUGUGAUCAUGAUUCAGAUUGACACUGAUGUUAAUUAGGCCAAACGAUACAUAUGCAAAUUGGGUUCAAUGGUGAGCCCCAGGGUCCUGAUCCAAACCCAGUGGUGCCGGUGCUGACCGUAGACCGCAGCUACAUAAGGCAGCACAUAAUUGGCUGUAUCAUCACCAAGGGAGGGAAGGUUUCAUUUUCGGGUAACAACGUCUAUCCGUCCCUCAUUAGCAAUGGCUGCGCAGCUCGGCUGGCAGACCUGAGACUGUGGCUAGCUACGGGCAACUGGCUAGCGUCCAUCUCUCAGGAUUGGAGGACGUUGCAAAGGUGGGACUGCCCAUUAACUUAUGAAAUUAUUCCAGGCUGGGGAAUAAUAGUUGUGGAAAAAUGGAGAACUUCUAGAUGAUGGGUAGAUUUUGGCCUUCAUUUCAGACCCAACAACCUCCUGCUCAAAAACCCAGAGUACCAGCCUUGAAAACACCUACAUGUACAAACCCAAGCAAGGAUGUCUGAAGGCUUAAAAAGCAGCAUAGUUUCUCAAUUUCUGUUUAUCAUGAAACAGGGUAAGGUAGUGCAGCACUGAUGGUAACUGGUAAAAGGCUAUCACAGGGAUCACAAGAACUGCCAUUUUGGAUGUAGGCUAAGCAACGUGCUAUGUAAGUGUUAGUGCUAUGUAAGGAAAGUUGGGCUAAAAUCCACCAGUGUUCAAUACAGUAAGGCAGAUCAUAUCAGAACCAGUUCAGAAUUUUGGGGGAAGUACUUUUGACUCCCCCCCCCCC